GGAGCCGGAACGCACCGAAAGGAACCGGCGGGCGCUUCCGCCGGGCCGGGCCGGGCCCGGAGUGGGGCGGGCCGGGCCGGGCCGGGCCGGGAUGUCGGCGGCCGUGGCGGGGCCGGAGCGGCCACAGGUGGUGUCGCACGUCCAGCAGGCGCUGAGCUACACCGUGUUCGACUGCAAGUGGGUGCCUCGCAGCGCCCGCCUGCUGUGCCUGGGCAGCGCCGCCCGCGGCACCGGCCUCAUCCAGCUGUACGAGCUGCACGGAGCCCGCCUGGAGCUGCUGCGGGAGAUUGAAAAGCCCAAACCUAUAAAAUGUGGAACUUUUGGUGCUACAUCUCUGCAGCAAAGAUACUUAGCUACAGGAGAUUUCGAUGGAAACCUUAACAUAUGGAAUUUAGAAGCUCCUGAAAUGCCAGUGUAUUCUGUGAAAGGUCAUAAGGAAAUCAUAAACAGUAUAGAUGGUGUAGGUGGCUUAGGAAUUGGGGAAGGUGCACCAGAAAUUGUGACUGGCAGUCGAGAUGGAACUGUGAAGGUGUGGGACCCGAGGCAGAAUGACACUCCUGUGGCUAAUAUGGAACCUGUACAGGGGGAGAGCAAAAGAGACUGCUGGACUGUGGCAUUUGGCAAUGCUUACAACCAAGAGGAACGUGUUGUAUGUGCUGGAUAUGACAAUGGGGAUAUUAAACUGUUUGACUUAAAAACCAUGUCACUACGAUGGGAGACCAACAUUAAGAAUGGGGUUUGCAGUGUGGAGUUUGACAGAAAAGAUAUAAACAUGAAUAAGUUGGUGGCAACAUCGCUUGAGGGAAAAUUCCAUGUUUUUGAUAUGAGAACUCAGCAUCCAACCAAAGGUUUUGCAUCUGUUUCAGAGAAGGCACAAAAAUCUACCAUUUGGCAGGUUCGGCACCUGCCACAGAACAGAGAUGUAUUUAUGACAACUGGAGGAUCUGGGAGCCUUCAUCUCUGGAAAUAUGAGUACCCAGCCCAGCGCUCGAAGAAGGAUUCGGAAGGAUCUGAGAUGGGGGUGGCAGGGUCUGUUAGUCUCUUGCAAAAUGUCACUCUGUCAACACAGCCCAUCUCUAGCCUGGACUGGAGCCCUGACAAAAAGGGACUGUGUGUCUGUGGGGCUUUUGACCAAACUGUGAGGGUGCUGAUAGUUACAAAGCUUAACAAAAUUUGACAAGAAAACUAGAAUUUCUGAUGGGAAAGCAAUAUAAUUUGCAGUCUGUAAAUAUGGGAGGGGGAGCCUUUCUAUUUCUAAUUUAAUUUCUUCCUUAAUAAAACUGGA
Cinclus cinclus is the source of this 1285-nucleotide messenger RNA. RefSeq names its product dynein axonemal assembly factor 10 (gene DNAAF10). Gene Ontology annotation, molecular function: ubiquitin binding. Lineage: Eukaryota; Metazoa; Chordata; Aves; Passeriformes; Cinclidae. The record is from RefSeq and is a predicted model, not a curated record. The coding region runs from base 92 to 1177 and encodes 361 amino acids. The transcript is spliced from 8 exons.